This is a messenger RNA of Rhea pennata, 2928 nucleotides long. RefSeq names its product drebrin 1 (gene DBN1). The coding region runs from base 73 to 2052 and encodes 659 amino acids. Gene Ontology annotation, biological process: positive regulation of axon extension; regulation of actin filament polymerization; neuron projection morphogenesis. Gene Ontology annotation, cellular component: actin filament; postsynaptic density; cortical actin cytoskeleton. The transcript has 15 exons. The record is from RefSeq and is a predicted model, not a curated record. Lineage: Eukaryota; Metazoa; Chordata; Aves; Rheiformes; Rheidae. Gene Ontology annotation, molecular function: actin filament binding.
CGCUGCGGCAGUGUCUCGGAGGCGGGCAGGCGGCCGGUCCCUCCGGUCCCCCGGCAGCAUCCCGGCCCCGCCAUGGCUGGCGUCGGCUUCGCGGCGCACCGCCUGGAGCUGCUCGCCUCCUACCAGGACGUGAUCGGCGAGGACAGCCCCACCGACUGGGCCCUCUACACGUACGAGGAUGACUCCGAUGACUUGAAGCUGGCGGCGUCGGGAGGCGGCGGCUUGCUGGAGCUCUCGGGCCACUUUGAGAUCCAGAAGGUGAUGUACGGCUUCUGCAGCGUCAAGGACCCCCAGGCCGUGCUCCCCAAAUACGUCCUCGUCAACUGGGUGGGCGAGGACGUGCCCGACGCCCGCAAGUGCGCCUGCGCCAGCCACGUGGCCAAGAUCGCCGAGUUUUUCCAGGGCGUGGAUGUGAUCGUCAACGCCAGCAGCGUGGAGGACAUCGACCCGGGGGCCAUCGGGCAGCGGCUCUCCAACGGGCUGGCCCGCGUCUCCAGCCCCGUGCUGCACCGCCUGCGCCUGCGGGAGGACGAGAACGCCGAGCCCGUGGGCACCACCUACCAGAAAACCGAUGCCACCGUGGAGAUGAAGCGGAUCAACCGGGAGCAGUUCUGGGAACAGGCCAAGAAAGAGGAGGAACUGCGCAAGGAGGAGGAGCGGAAAAAGGCGCUGGACGCACGGCUGCGGUUCGAGCAGGAGCGCAUGGAGCAGGAGCGGCUGGAGCAGGAGGAGCGGGAGAGGCGCUACCGGGAGCGCGAGGAGCAGAUCGAGGAGCACAGGCGGAAGCAGCAGAGCAUGGAGGCGGAGGAGGCCAGGCAGCGCCUGAAGGAGCAGUCCAUCUUCGGGGAGCAGCAAGAGGAGGACGACAGGCAGCAGCUCAGGAAAUCGGAGUCGGAGGUGGAGGAGGCCGCUGCCAUCAUCGCCCAGCGGCCCGACAACCCCCGGGACUUCUUCAAGCAGCAGGAGAGGGUGGCAUCGGGCAGCGGCGAGGCCGUCUCGCCGGGCAGCCACAGGACAGGUCGUCUGCACUGUCCUUUCAUAAAGACAGCUGACAGUGGGCCACCUUCUUCCUCUUCCUCCUCCUCCUCCCCCCCGCGGACCCCCUUCCCCUAUAUCUCCUGCCACCGCACCCCAAAUCUCUCCUCUUUCUUUCCAUGCAGCCAGUCGGACGCCUACCGCAAGGCCUCGGCGGUGGGCUGCAGCCCCUGCGAGUCCAGCCCGGCCUCCACGCCGCGGGGCGAGCAGGGUGCCCGUGCCCUGGGCGAAGAGACGCCGGCAGCGCCCGAAGACUCCCCCAGCCCUGGCGCCCAGGAGGCAGCGCCAGCCACUGCCGAGCAGCACUGGGCCUUCCCGGGGGGCGAGGACAAGGCUGCGGAGCCCCCCGGGGACGACCUCGGCCCCAGGCCGGCGUGGACAGCAGGGGCUGACACCCUGGGCGACCUGGUGAGCCUGGAGCCCGCCGAGCCGGCGCCCGCGGCGGCCGAGCCCCAGCCCGCGGGGACGCCCGCCGCCACCGAGAGCCUCAUCGACCUGUGGCAGAGCGACGGGGCGGCCCCCGGCGCCGGCUGGCCCCUGCCCGCCGCCCCCACCCCACAGGGCCCCCCGGCCGCCCCCGAGGUCUCGCUGGCUGACGACGGCGGCUUGCUGAGCCUGGAGGAGCUGCCGGAGCCGCCGGCCACCUUCUGCGACGCGGAGCAGGAGCAGGAGCAGGAGGAGGAGCCGGGCAGCAUGAUCGCGCUGGAGGGCCCCCACCCCAUGACGCUCAGCUACCAGCACGCCCUGCAGGAAGCCGCCCUGGGCCACCCGGGCCCCGAGACCCCCCUGAUGACCAACGGGGAGAUGGCCCUCAAGGACAGCACGCCGGGCCGCGGGGAGCAGGCCAGCGAGGGCUACUUCAGCCAGUCGCAGGAUGAGGAGGUGCCCCAGCCCGAGGAGCUGUCGGCCAAAGCCCCCCAGCCCAUCUUCUACAACAAGCCCCCAGAGAUCGACAUCACAUGCUGGGACGCAGACCCGCUGCCGGAGGAGGAGGAGAGCUUCGGGGGCGGCGUGUAAGGCCGGGCCCCCGCUGCUCCCGGCGCGCGGAGCCAGCACCCGCCGGCGCGGGGCGGCGCGGCACGGCGCGGGGCGGCCGCAGCCGGGGGCCCGGCCCCGGCCCCCUGCCCGCUGCAGCCCCGCGGGCUGAGGCCUCUGGCUGGGAGCCGGGGGGGGGGGGGGGGCUGCCCCCCAGCACCCCUGCCCCGGGGCACCUUUUACAGCUCCCCCUUCUCUCUUUUUUAAGUUGUCGGUAGGAGACGUGUCAGUCCGCCAGCCCCCCCCCCCCGCUCUCUCCCCCUCCCAGUCCCGUUAGCAGCCCCCCCAACCCACCGCGCCGCCCCGGCUCCCCGUCCGGGGGGGGGGGGGGGGAGGGGAGCAGUGCCGCCCCACGCCUGGGCACAGGACAGGCUCCUUGCUCUCUCCUUGCCCGCUGGCUCCCCCCUCCGGAGCCCCCCGCCACCCAGUAAUUUGCACGAGUUCAAAAGAGGAAUAAUAAUAAUAAUAACAAUAAAUGAAUAUGGCAAUAAAGUGACCCUACCGAGGCAAGGCUGUGGCCGGCUGCGCCCCCGCCCCCCCCCCCCCAAAAACCCCUCUCUGCUGACAUCCCCCCCUCCGUCCCCCUCCCGACCGCGCCGGCCGGCCCCGGGGCUCCCUCCGUCCUCUUCUUCGCCCAGGGGCCGCCUGGCGCGCGUGCCCUCGCCUGGGCACAGGGCAUGCCCGCUGGCCCCCGUCCCAUCCCCUUGGUGCCCCCCCCACCCCAAAAAAACCCCGCUUGGCCCCUCGCUUGGCCCCUUCCCCACCUCCGGUAACUGUUUUUUGGAAAGCACAAGUUCUGUAACGGCGGUGUGCUCAUGUACCUUAAUAAAUAAAGCGACUCCCGAGGGGGCUGCCGCC